AUGGAUAUGGAAAAGGGACCAGCAGUCACUGCUGAUGGCGGAGAGUCGCCUCGGUCUGACAUCAUGGCCGGUGAAACCACGAAGCGUGGUCUCAAAUCGAGACACGCUCAAAUGCUUGCUCUAGGUGGAACAAUCGGAACCGCUUUAUUCGUUAGUACGGGACAGACCUUGGCUCGAGGUGGCCCUGCGUUCUUCUUGGGAACCUUUUGCUUUAUGGCACUCGUGGUGUUCACUGUUGUCACAUCUCUUACUGAGAUUGCGACGUGGAUGCCUGUGCCAGGUAGCUCUGUCAGCUACUACUCGAAUCGCAUUGUCUCUCCUUCUUUUGGAUUCGCGACUGGAUGGCUCUACGUUUACUGCAUGGGUAUUCUUGCCCCCUAUGAAAUCACAGCCGCCUCCUUGGUCAUUAGUUAUUGGCCGAGUACGAUUAACGUUGGUGUUUGGAUCACAAUCAUGAUGGUCGUUGUGAUUGCGCUGAACUGCAUGCCAGUCCGAUUCUACGGCGAAUCCGAGUUCUGGUUUGCAUCGACAAAAGUCAUCAUGAUGGCUGGGCUUUUGAUUAUUUCGGUGGUCAUAUUUUUCGGAGGUGGGCCAAAUCAUGAUAGGCUUGGAUUUCGGUAUUGGGAUCAUCCGGGUGCUGCAAAUGAGUACAUAUUAAACGGCAACACCGGUCGAUUCAUUGCGUUAUUGGCAACGCUUGUCCUGGCCUCGCUUCCAUUCACUUUUGCUCCCGAAUUCCUUAUUUUGACAACCGGCGAAAUGGCCGCUCCUCGCAGAAAUCUUCCGAAAGCCGCACGCCGAUAUAUAUACCGUAUUCUAUUUUUCUACAUCUUGUCUGCGCUCGCAAUUGGCGUCAUUUGCCCUUCCAACAGCCCGGCUUUGACCAGUGGCGGUGAAGGUGCGGGUGCUUCUCCAUUUGUAGUUGCGAUCAAGAAUGCCGGCAUUCCUGUGCUUGACAGUAUCAUCAAUGCUGGGAUUUUGCUCUCGGCUUGGUCUUCCGGCAAUUCAUUUUUCUACAUGGCAACACGCUCGCUAUAUUCCCAGGCCCUAGUUGGAAAUGCCCCUUCAUGGUUCCUGGCAUGCACCAAGUCGGGCGUGCCUUAUCGGUGCGUCAUAGCGUGUGCUCUCCUGUGCCCGCUUGCAUACCUCAACGAAAGCAACAGCAGUGCCGUUGUGUUCGACUGGUUCAUCAAUCUCACCAACGAAUCCGCCUUCAUUUCAUGGACCUGCUGCUGCAUUGUGCAUUUACGGUUCCGCAAGGCCUGCAAAGCGCAGAACAUAACUACCGAUAUGCUACCGUAUUCCUCCAAACUCCAACCAUGGGGUACUUACUUUGGGCUUUUCUUCUUCCCGUUUCUUGCUCUGCUCAAUGGAUUUGAUGUGUUCUUCCCCGAGAAUUGGAGCACGUCGUCAUUCUUAACAGCCUAUAUUGGGCUCCCGCUGUUCUUGGUGGUCUAUUUUGGUCAUCGGAUUUAUAAUUGGAAUGACCCUUGGUUCAUUGACCCGAAAUUGGUUGAUCUCAGCGUGGGCAAUGUUGAGGAAGUCAUUGAAGAUGCACCAAGGAAGCAGGAAGGCGCAAGCAAAAGACAAUGGUGGAAUAUUCUCAGCUUCCUCUGGGAGUAG
Talaromyces atroroseus is the source of this 1623-nucleotide messenger RNA. RefSeq lists its product as hypothetical. Gene Ontology annotation, biological process: amino acid transmembrane transport. The transcript is spliced from 3 exons. The record is from RefSeq and is a predicted model, not a curated record. NCBI's taxonomy places the organism in Eukaryota, Fungi, Ascomycota, Eurotiomycetes, Eurotiales, Trichocomaceae. Gene Ontology annotation, molecular function: amino acid transmembrane transporter activity. The coding region runs from base 1 to 1623 and encodes 540 amino acids. Gene Ontology annotation, cellular component: membrane.